Molecule: messenger RNA, 1047 nt
Organism: Haemonchus placei
Lineage: Eukaryota; Metazoa; Nematoda; Chromadorea; Rhabditida; Trichostrongylidae
Source: the annotation of a GenBank genome assembly
AUGAUUGUUCCUCAUAUAAAGCUAAGAUUUGUGCAUUUCAGGUUGUCACUCGUGCAUUUCUACGCUCCAUGGGCGCCUUCUUGCGAACAAGUUAACAAAAUUCUAAAAGAUUUAGAAGAUGAAUCGAAGUUGGGUCCUCUGGUUGGAUUUUCAUUUAUUGAUGCAGAGGGUGUAGCAGAAGUAUCCGCAAUGCAUUCAAUUGCAGCUGCUCCAACAGUGGUGCUCUUUAAAGAUGGGAAAGAAGUGGAUCGCGUGAAUGGUUACAAACCGAGUGAAAUAGAGAUGAAGCUCACGAAGCACUCCUUCGAUAUCACGACAACACCUCCUGCUUUGCACCCGAAACCUGAAGAGGAUCUCAACACCCGUCUGAAAAGGCUUAUUGAGUCGCACCGAUUGAUGCUUUUCAUGAAAGGAUCGCCGGACAAUCCGAAGUGCGGAUUUUCGAGGCAAACAGUGGCAUUGCUGAAUGAAAUCGGUGCAAAAUUUGGUUCAUUUGAUAUACUGAGCGAUGAAGAAGUCAGGCAAGGUCUUAAGACAUAUUCGAACUGGCCCACGUAUCCCCAGUUAUAUCUGGAUGGUGAGCUUAUCGGCGGUCUGGAUGUCAUUAGGGAGGAGCUGAAAGAUGCCGAUUUCGUCGCGAAGUUACCUAAAAGGGAUGACAACAAUGCCGCUGCGACUUCAAAUAAAGAGGAGGAAAGCAAUUUAGAAGCUCGACUGAAGAAACUCAUCAAUAGGCAUAAGCUGAUGUUGUUUAUGAAGGGUGAUCGUCAUCAACCGCAGUGCGGUUUCUCUCGUAAAAUGGUUGACCUGUUGGAAGGAGUUGGGGCUGAUUACGAUACGUUUGAUAUUCUCCAGGAUGAAGAAGUGCGGCAAGGGCUCAAGGCAAGCUGUCGUUUGCGAGGAUUCAACGAGACCUUUCAGACAUUUUCAAACUGGCCAACGUAUCCCCAGCUCUACCUUAAUGGCGAACUCUUAGGAGGAUUGGAUGUAGUUAAAGCAGAAAUGGAAAAUGAGAGUUUUGUCUCAUCAUUGCCGAAGAAAUCAUGA